Molecule: messenger RNA, 415 nt
Organism: Juglans microcarpa x Juglans regia
Lineage: Eukaryota; Viridiplantae; Streptophyta; Magnoliopsida; Fagales; Juglandaceae
Product: 60S ribosomal protein L22-2-like
Exons: 1
Coding region: 1-366 (121 amino acids)
Biological process (GO): cytoplasmic translation
Cellular component (GO): ribosome
Molecular function (GO): structural constituent of ribosome; RNA binding
Source: RefSeq, a predicted model, not a curated record
AUGAGUCGCAGGGCAGCAUCAGUCGGACUGAAGGGGAAGAAGAAGGGAGCCACAUUCGUGAUUGACUGCGAGAAGCCAGUUGAGGAAAAGAUCAUGGAUAUUGCCUCACUUGAGAAGUUCCUCCAGGAGAGGAUCAAGGUCGGAGGCAAGGUCAGCGCUCUCUGUGAAUCCAUCACCGUCGUCCGCAAAGAGAGCAAAAUCUCUAUCACCUCUGACAGUAACUUCUCUGAAAGGUAUCUCAAGUACUUGACUAAAAAGUACUUGAAGAAGCACAAUGUGAGGGACUGGCUUCGGGUGAUUGCUUCCAACAAAGACAAGAAUGUUUACUUCAAUAUUGUCGAGAAUGAGGGCGAGGAGGAAGACUGAAUAUCUACUAUUCUUGUUUGCUACUACCGCUUCUGCAAACGACUGCAUC